Anisakis simplex (herring worm) is the source of this 870-nucleotide messenger RNA. The record is from the annotation of a GenBank genome assembly. NCBI's taxonomy places the organism in Eukaryota, Metazoa, Nematoda, Chromadorea, Rhabditida, Anisakidae.
UUGUAUCCGUCAGAAUUUCAGGAAGAGUUCGAUAACAAAUAUGGUUAUCACACAGAAGAUGCUGGAUUACUCUUACAGGGAAAGAAAGUAUUCCGAAAAUGUACACAGCCUUGUGCAAGUGUCAACAAACUAUUUGGAACUUUGCUUGGAUUCAUACCGAUUGUAAAAUGGUUACCGAAAUAUAAUUUGAAAGCAUAUCUUUUGCGGGAUAUCAUUGGUGGUUUCACCACAGGAGUUAUGCAUGUUCCGCAAGGAAUCGCCUAUUCAGUACUAUCAGGCGUUGCGCCAGUUUAUGGUCUCUACUCGUCAUUUUUUCCAGCUCUAUUUUAUAUGAUAUUCGGUACUUCAAGACAUACAUCUAUAGGCUCUUUUGCCGUCGUUGCAUUAAUGUCAGGCAUUGCCAAUGACCAAAUUAUGUCCACAUACAGUACACCAUCAACUAAUUCUACUGUGUCGUCCACUCAGACCGUUGAAUUAACACCGAUUAUUGUCGCCCAAGCUCUGACAUUCACCUUAGGAAUUAUUCAAUUCGCUACUGGUCUUCUACGACUGGAAUUUGUUACGACAUAUUUUUCGGACCAGCUGGUUGCCGGUUUCACCACCGGCUCAGCAUGUCACGUUUUUGCCGCACAAAUCGACGAUGUUCUAGGUGUGAAUGUGCCUAAAGUGAGCGGGCCUGGUUAUUUAUUUCGGCGUUUCUACGACAUCCUUCUGCAAAUACCACAUGCGAAUGUGUGCACGGUUAUUACAUCGGCUAUUGGCAUUCUAUUUUUGUAUGUUGGGAAAGAUUUCAUAAGUCCAUUCGUCAAUAAACGUUUGAAAAUGAAGAUACCAAUCCCUUAUGAACUGAUCUUGGUGAGUUCAUUUUGA